Biomphalaria glabrata is the source of this 4250-nucleotide messenger RNA. Its product is annotated as porphobilinogen deaminase-like. NCBI's taxonomy places the organism in Eukaryota, Metazoa, Mollusca, Gastropoda, Planorbidae. Gene Ontology annotation, molecular function: hydroxymethylbilane synthase activity. Bases 252 to 1376 code for a protein of 374 amino acids. The record is from RefSeq and is a predicted model, not a curated record. The transcript has 11 exons. Gene Ontology annotation, biological process: heme biosynthetic process. Gene Ontology annotation, cellular component: cytoplasm.
UGUAUUUGUGGGUCAGUGGAACUAAGUUUACGUCAUUGUGUGUUAGUGAACAUCGGACGUAGGACAUAGGCCUGUAGUAUCAGGAUGUGUUCUUCGUAUGCACUUUAUGCCUUACUCUAAAGAAAAGAAAUAGAUCUAUAGUCUAGAUAUCUAUUAGAUCUACUAGUAGAAGCCUAAUCUCACAUUUUCGUUAGAUAACGUUUAAGAAUUUUAUGAGUGUGAUUGUUUAGAGUCAAUUUCACAGAAGAAAAAUGUCAGAGGAAAGGAUAAUACGCGUAGGAACUAGAAAAAGCCAGCUAGCCCUCAUCCAGACCAAUAAUGUUAUACAGAUGCUUCGAUCACUGGAUCCAACACUCAAGUUUGAAACUUUGCCUAUGACAACAACAGGGGACAGAAUUCUUGACUCUGCUCUCUCAAAGAUAGGAGAAAAAUCUCUGUUUACCAAAGAGUUGGAGAGUGCACUCAUAAAGAAACAAGUGGAUUUCGUUGUCCAUUCUUUGAAAGAUUUGCCCACAACAUUGCCUGAUGGACUGGUAAUUGGAUGUGUCUGCAAGAGAGAUAAUCCAUUCGAUGCAAUAGUUCUUCAUCCAAAGCAUCAAGGGAAAACUCUGCAGGACCUCCCAGCUGGAAGUGUCAUUGGUACCAGUUCUUUAAGACGAGCUGCGCAAGUACAAAGGAUAUACCCACAGUACAAAAUUGAGAAUAUUAGAGGAAACUUAAACACCAGGUUUAAGAAACUAUCAGAGGAAAAUGUUUAUGACGCUAUUAUCUUGGCAGUUGCAGGUCUGGAGAGAAUGGGUUGGCAUCAGUGCAUUUCUCAGUGUGGGCGAUUGCAGGUUCUCACACCAGAUGAAUGCAUGUAUGCUGUUUCACAAGGAGCCAUGGCAGUGGAGUGCCGUGCUGAUGAUGAAGCCACACUACAACUCCUGAACAGGAUCCAUGACCACACUUCUACCAUUGCUUGCACCGCAGAAAGAGCCUACCUCAGGAAACUGGAAGGAGGCUGCAGUGUCCCAGUCUCUGUGUUCACAGAAAUUUCUGAUAACCAGAUGAGGAUAAGAGGUGGAGUGUUUAGUAUUGACGGCAGUCAAGUUGUUCAGCAUACAGAAGUUGUUAAUUUGUUGUUCCCAGAAGUUCCAAUUCCAUCCCAGAAUGCUUUUGUGGGCAUCCACUGCCAAACACCCAGUAAGAAAAAUGAAUACACCUCUGCCUGGGCGGCUGGGGAGAGGCUAGCUGACGUUAUGGUGAAGCAGGGUGCUGAUGUUAUUUUGGCUAAGGCUAAGGCCACCUCCAAGGAGGAGAUCAUCAAAGAGCAUGAAAUGAAAAUGAAAAAGCAGGAGGCUGCAUCAAGCCUGAACAUCGGUGGAAUCAACUAAAAAUAUUUUAUAAAUGGUGUGGGUUUUUAGCCAUUCUUCUCAUGGUGUGUUUUUGAAUGAAUCAAAAAUUAUUUAUAUGGAAUUACAAAUCUGCAUUUUAUUGAAAACAUUAUUGAAAGCAGUCAAAUAGCCUGCUGACAUGUAAAAUGCAUUUAAAAUGAAAACUGCAAUUACGUCAAGUUGCAUGUUUUGUGUUAGUUUGACAUUUGCUUGAGAAACGGCAAAAAUAACAGUUCAAGAUCUAUAAUUGUUUUGUAGAAUUUAUAUAAGGGCUCGAUUUCUGACAAGUUUUUCUUUAAUUCUUUAAGAAGUAAAUAUUUUAUUCUAUAAUGAGGUAACAUUAGUUUAACACUAUGUUAAUAUAUGUGAUUAAAGUAGGACCAAUGUUAAUACUUUGAUCUGGAUGGUUCUGUCUUAGAUGUGAUAUGAAAUAAACAGAGUUGCAUAAUUCUGUUUGAAAAAAAGUCUUAUAAAUGCUACUUAGUGCUAAGUAAAAAGUAUAACCAAUUUGGCAGGGUCUUUUUGCCUUGUACGUUUUAGACUUUGUGAUGUUGUAUGUGUGCAUAUAAUGUUGGUUUUGUGAUUUUUGUAUGUAUGGUAUAUUGUUGAUUUAAAAUGUGAAUUGAAACUUUCACAAGGUAAAUAGUGAAACCUGAUAUUAAAGAGAAACUUAGAGAAUUUUACUUCAGAUCAAGAUGAUGUUUCCAAACUGAAUCUUUCAGACAAGAAAUCCUUAUUUUUGUGUGUUGGUGGGGAAAAUAUAAAAGAAUUCAGUUAGAAGUUGUGAAGAAAUCAGCACAGGACAGUGUCAAUAACUUUAUUUGAUAUCUUACUCUUGUAGUUGACAUACUCUGUUAUAACCUAGUUCCCAGGACUCAGUACAACUUGAAUUUAUUUGUGCUCAUAUAAAACAAAAUUGCCUAACUUCAGCAUAAAACAAUUAACUGUUCACAUCAUCAAAGCUCACAAUUCUUAACUUCUUGUGUACCUCUCAACACUUAUUGAUAAUAUAUUUGAACUAACUAUUUCUUCUGUCUGGCUCUUUACCUUUUGCUGUAAACCAUUCUGUAAGUCUGCAUAAGAAAACAUCCAUUAAAUGAAGAGAUGGUGAUGGGCAUACUGUGCAUUUCUUGUAGUUUAGACUUGAGUAACUGUAAUAGAUAUGUUACAUCAACUUAUUGCACAUGACUACUCAAAGUAGAGGAAAACAAUAACAGAAUGUAUCAUUGCAUUCUGUAAAUCAAAUCUUUAGGCUAUUUAUUGAAUUUUUAAACAGUUCAUUCUUCCUUGGUAGUGAGGAAAGGAGAACCACCACAAAAUAUUACUAACAUUAACAAAAUUGGUCGUUUCAAAAGAAAUAAUAAAAAAAUUAAUUAUAAUUUAAAAUUUUCAGAAAAUAACAGUGACAUAAAGUUGAGUUUUUUCUUUAAUAUUUGACUUAUGAAUUUUCUUAAAUUAAUUUUUUUUCUUUUUAAAAUGAUUUAUCAGAUAAAAAUAUUUUUUUACUUUGCCUUGUUUAAAUGAUGUAUGCAUUUGAAUACAAUUUAAUUUCUUAUACAGCAUGUUCAUUUCUAUAUGUUUGCAUGAGACCUUUACCUCUUUUUUUUUAAUUUUGAUUAUUGCCUUGGUUUAGGAGGAAACAAAAAGAUCAUUUUGUUCUAGUUUACAGUUUAUUGAAACUAAUACAUAAAAAAAAAUAAUUCUUUUAUUUUCUUGUUUUAAUUAUCUUUUUUGACACAAGUAUGACAUUGAAAUAUUUUCAGGAAAAUGAUGCUGAUAUUGGACACUAUAGCAUUCAUUGAAUUGACGCUCUGACUUAAGUUUGCAGAUGCCUUUGUGAUAUUUUUUGCCUUAAUAUUUUCUUUGUUAUUCACAUGCAUCCUCAACAAUUUAAUUUGAUAAUACAGAAGAAGGGUGCUGUGGUGACAUUAUUUGUGCAGAAAUGUUUUCUCUAAAUACAUUCUCUAAUAAACUUUAUUAACUGGGUCAUAUUUUGAAAUGAGAAGAAAAAUCUUCAAUGAUAUUUUCAAAGGUUAAAACAGAAAUGGCAAGGUAAAAAAGUUUCUUGCUUCAUGACUUAAAAGUAAAUGUGAUGACCAUGACCUUAUAUUACUGCCAAAUAUAUAUAUAUAUUUUUUCUGUUUAAUUGCAUCUCACUGAAACUUUGUAAUCAGAAACCCAGUUUACUAGUUUGAAACAAAUGUAAUAUUCUGUAUGUAAAUAAUUGAAUCCCUGAUAGAAUCCAUGAAAUCUCCUUUUAAGUAAACCCAUUGAUCUGUUGCUGUUUUUUUUUUUUUUUUUUUUGUUAAUCUAUAUGUCAUUUUGCUUAAGUUAUUCUUUAGAAACAAAAAAAUAUUUCUGCCAUACCACAAUAAUAUUGGCCAAUUAUAAAUUAGUGUUUCAUUUAAAAUAAAAUGUGACACUAUGUUAUACCUUGCAAAUAUGCCUUUAUGUAAUAUUUUUAGUCUGACAUUCUGCAUGUACCGGUACCUACUCUGGUUGGAUUUUGUUAUAUUAUAUAUAUAGUUUAAAGUCCAACUAUUCAGCUUUAGUGUUUCUCUUUCUGACAUAGAUAACAUUUGUUAUAAAAGGUAAAGUCUGUUAAAAAAUGUGUGUUGAUCAAACCACAAAUAAUGUUCAAUGAUAGGGGCAAUGAUAGUUUUUAUUCAUUAAGUGGCUUAAAUGUUUUUUUCACAACUAGAAUUAAUUUGAGAACAAUAACUUAAAUUUCUCAUUUAUUAAAGUGCCAAAAUCUGGCCAAAUUGUGAAUGUAUUCAUCUUCAAUUAGACUUGUCUAGUGAUUUGUCUGUUUUUUGUGUCCAGAACAAUUGUAAUGUCAUAAAUCAUCCAAUUCAAAUAAAUUUUCAAAUUGAA